UGAUGUCUGAAGCUACACAUUUUUGAGGCAGCACCACAUCUGGGCUUGAUGUUUCAUGGCUGUGUAAACAUUCUGUGGGUCAAAGUUCAACUUUCUGGGCAAAGUUUUAGCAUUUCUGUGUUUGUGGGGAAGUCUUGUGCUUAUGUGUGAGGAUGGUCACGAGAGUCUGCAUCCCAAUCCUGAGAAGAGGGGUUUCAACUUAUCCCAGCAGGCUUUGGAAACAUGACAGUAUCUUCCAAGUUCAUCCGUCUGUGUCACAGGCAUUAGCAGGAAACAGACCAGUGGUGGCACUGGAGAGCACAAUUAUAACCCAUGGCAUGCCCUAUCCUCACAACCUGAGCACAACCAAAGAAGUUGAGGCCAUUAUACGAGCUGAAGGAGCGACCCCUGCCACUGUUGGGGUCAUAGAGGGUAAAAUUCACGUUGGUCUAUCUUCAGAGGAGCUAGACUUUCUAUCACAGUGCAAGAUGUCUCUGAAAGUGUCACGAAGAGAUCUGUCUUAUGUCAUCAGCCAAGGGUUAUCUGGAGGGACAACCGUGUCUGCCACAAUGAUAGCAGCGCAUCGAGCUGGCAUCCCAGUCUUUGUGACUGGGGGCAUAGGAGGAGUCCACAGAGAUGGAGAAAACAGUCUAGACAUUAGUGCAGAUUUGACAGAAUUGGGCAGGACCCCCAUUGCUGUGGUCUCUGCUGGUGUCAAGUCCAUCUUGGACAUUGGCCGAACCCUUGAAUUUCUUGAGACUCAAGGAGUCUGUGUUGCCACUUAUGGAUCAUCAAAAGGUUUUCCAGCUUUCUUUUCUCCCCAAAGUGGUUUUGAGUCUCCACACCAAGUCUCAAAUCCAGAGGAGGCUGCAGAGCUUAUAGCCAGUACCCUGUUUCUGGGUCUUCAAAGUGGGGUCCUAUUUGCUGUGCCCAUCCCGGCAGAGCAGGCAGCAGCAGGACAAGAGAUAGAAGAAGCAAUACAAGCAGCUGUGAAGGAGGCAAGUGAUAAAUGCAUCACAGGAAGAGACGUGACGCCAUUUAUUCUACAGAAAGUCAAUGAACUAACAAAAGGAAAGUCCCUUCAGGCCAACAUUGCUCUUAUUCAUAACAAUGCUAAAGUUGGCAGUCAGAUAGCAUGUGCACUGUCAAAAAUACAAAAUCAAAAGACAAGAAACACAACUAGGCAAGAUGGAAGCUUGAACAACAGAUCAGAUAUUGUAAGUAGUUUCUCAAUAAAUAACUUAAAAAUAAAUAUUUGCAACAAAAAAGUAUUUGUCAUUUUACAGGUUGUAAUCGGGGGAAUAAAUGUAGAUUUUAUUGCUAAAGGAAAAACAAACACAUUGCUUUCUGGACAAACUAACCCAGGAAGUGUCUGCCAGUCAUUUGGUGGUGUUGGGCGAAACAUUGCUGAUGCAUUAAGUCGGUUAGGCCACAAUCCCCUCUUCAUCUCAGCUACUGGAACUGAUUUCCACAGUGAAGCUGUUUUCAAUUACUGCAAACAUAUGGACACCAGUGGUGUGGCACAGCUAAAGGAGAGGAGCACAGCCACAUACUGUGCUGUAAUCACAGCAAGUGGUGAGCUGAGUCUUGGACUGGGCGACAUGGACAUUCACCAACAAAUCACUGAACAAUAUGUAUCACGGUUUGAAGAUCAGCUCUCUUGUUCCACUCUUGUGUGUCUUGAUGGAAACCUGCCAGUCACUACUAUAAACUAUGUUUGUUCUUUAGCUGAAAAACAUAAUAUUAAGGUGUGGUAUGAGCCAACAGACUCAGAUAAGGCAAACAAACCCUUUCUCUCUGAGGCUUGGAAAUCACUGUCCUACACCUCUCCAAAUUUGUCAGAGCUGUACACCAUGAAUAAAACAUUGGGCUUCCCAGUACCUCAAGCACUGCCAGACACACUUGAUGAAGUGUUGGAUGUUGCAAUGGCUCUCUCACGCCCCCUUCUGGAGCAUCUUUACUGUCUGGUAGUGACCCUGGGAGCUUAUGGGGUUAUAGUUUGUGGUGAAUAUGAUGCUGGGUCAAUUCAUCUACAGCCAAGAAAAUUGAAAACUAAAAGACAUCUAGGUGCACUGUUCUAUCCUGCUCUCAAAGUGACAGCUGAAGAGACUGUGAAUGUCUCAGGAGCAGGAGAUAGCCUUGCAGGAGCACUGAUUGCAGGGAUGCUUCAAGGCAGAGAUACAGACAGUUGUGUCCGAAUGGGACUUUUGGCUGCACGACUGUCACUGGUAUCAGCACACCCAAUUUGCCCUUCGUUGACCAUAGAUGCUAUAGAUCCCAAUAAACACCUGAACUGGACCAGGCCAACUUUUAAAAAAAUGAACUAAUAUGUUUUUAUCGUACAGUCUUUAUACUGUAUGUUGCUUAUUUUAUAACAGUAACCAAUAACAUAUUCAUGUGCAGUGCAAAACAGUGUUUACUUCUCAAUAAAAUGUUUGAAUUAUAA
This is a messenger RNA of Boleophthalmus pectinirostris (great blue-spotted mudskipper), 2425 nucleotides long. RefSeq lists its product as uncharacterized. Gene Ontology annotation, molecular function: kinase activity; pseudouridylate synthase activity. The coding region runs from base 153 to 2306 and encodes 717 amino acids. The transcript is spliced from 18 exons. NCBI's taxonomy places the organism in Eukaryota, Metazoa, Chordata, Actinopteri, Gobiiformes, Gobiidae. The record is from RefSeq and is a predicted model, not a curated record.